This is a messenger RNA of Penicillium oxalicum, 4068 nucleotides long. It is a transcript of the gene ssdA, whose product is annotated as mRNA-binding translational repressor SSD1. Bases 1 to 4068 code for a protein of 1355 amino acids. Gene Ontology annotation, biological process: mRNA catabolic process. The transcript is spliced from 3 exons. Gene Ontology annotation, cellular component: exosome (RNase complex); P-body. Gene Ontology annotation, molecular function: RNA binding; 3'-5'-RNA exonuclease activity. Lineage: Eukaryota; Fungi; Ascomycota; Eurotiomycetes; Eurotiales; Aspergillaceae. The record is from RefSeq and is a predicted model, not a curated record.
AUGGACCAGUCUGGCCAGUCUGGCGUUCCCGGCCCCGGUGGGCGUAAGCUUCACAUUGCUCACCGGAGAAGUCCGUCGGAGCUAACUCCUUUGAUGAUGGAACAACUGGCUAUUCAGCAACAAAUCGAGCUGCUCCAGCAGCAGCAACAGCAAAUUGCUGCCACUCACCAGCAGUAUGUGAAUAUGGGUCUCUUGCAGCCGCAGCAGUUGGGCCAAGUCAAUGCCUUCUCUCCUGGUGGCUCGAUCGGUGGUGUUUCUCCGCAGGUCAACGCUUUUCAAUUCCCUCAGCAACAACAGCUUGGAUUGCCGAUGAAUGCACAGAAUCAGCACUCGCAUCGUCGCAACCAGUCCGCUCUUCCCGGUCUCGCCAUGGGCCCUCCCCCCGCUCCUUCCUCUGGUGCUUCUGGCUACGCCGACUAUAACCAACAAGGCCCCAACAACCAUCAAAAGUCUGAGAACACCAACCACGGUCGUGGCCGAGGUGGUCCUCCUGGUGGGGGCGGUCACCAGCGCCGUCACUCCCUUGCGCUUCCCGAGGCCAAGAAGGCCGCUGAACUCGCUCAACAGAAGCGAACAGCCUCUGGAUUCCAAUUCCCCGCCCCUGCUCCGGGCUCCGAAGACCAGUCUGCUUCCGAUGAAAAGCCCGGAUCGAGCACCUCUCCAGCACCACAGGGUCUUGGUCUUCAGCGCGCUGGCAACAUGCGUUCUGGUGGUCAUGGUCGUAGUCAAUCGAUGGCCAUUGGCGGUAACCGUGGUUCUCUGUCUGGACGCGGUGCAGGAGGUUUCCAAUUCCCUGCCCCCAGUGACGGUCAACCGGAGAACCAGCGUCGCGCUAGUCAGCCUGGUGGUCAUGCCCGUACUGGCUCGCGCAACUUCGACGGCAAUUGGCGCCAGCCAAACAACCAGGCGCAAGGUCAGGAUCAGCAGAAGUCUUUCGGCGGUCAACAGCAACAGCAGCAGCAGACUGGUGGCUUCCAGCCUGGUCAUCGCUCGCGCGGCUCCAUGAAUCAAUCCAUGGGCUCCAUUGGCCAGUUCCAGUAUCCCGGCCAGCCUCAGCUUAUUCAGCUCCCUCAGGGUCAGGUCAUGAUGGCCACGCCGCAGAUGUUUGCCGGUGGUCAGACACAGCUCAACCCGCUUCAACUUGCCCAGCUCCAGGCUCUUCAGCAACAAAAUGGUCAAGGAUUGACCGGCCUUCAAGCAAGCCAGCACGCUCCUCCACUUUCGGUUCAGCAGCAACAACAGCAACAGCAACAGCAACGAAAGACGCUGUUCACUCCCUACUUGCCACAGGCUAAUCUGCCAGCUCUGAUCAGCAAUGGACAGCUGGUCGCGGGUAUUCUGCGUGUUAAUAAGAAGAACCGCUCAGAUGCCUAUGUUACCACGCCUGAUUUGGACGCCGACAUUUUCAUCUGCGGCAGCAAGGAUCGUAACCGUGCUCUUGAGGGAGACUACGUCGCCGUCGAACUGCUUGACGUUGACGAAGUGUGGAAUCAGAAAAAGGAGAAGGAGGAAAAGAAGAAGCGCAAGGACAUCACUGACGCUCGCUCGGGAAGCAAUGCUGGCAAUGAUAAGCUGGGUCGAUCCGACUCGACUGGCGACCGGCAAGAGAUCGCUCCCGACGGAAGUAUUCGCCGCCGGGGCAGUCUCCGCCAGCGCCCGACUCAGAAAAAGAAUGACGACGUCGAGGUCGAAGGACAGAGUCUCCUUUUGGUCGAAGAAGACGAGAUCAGCGACGAGCAGAAGCCACUGUACGCAGGGCAUGUCGUCGCAGUCGUUGAACGUAUUGCUGGACAGAUGUUCUCAGGCACCCUUGGACUCCUUCGGCCCAGUAGCCAGGCAACCAAGGAGAAGCAAGAGGCGGAGCGUCAGGCUCGGGAUGGUAACCAUGGUCGGCACCAAGAUCGCCACCAAGAAAAACCCAAGAUUGUGUGGUUCAAGCCUACCGACAAGCGCGUUCCCUUGAUUGCUAUUCCCACAGAGCAGGCCCCCCGUGACUUUGUGGAGAAGCAUCAAGAUUACGCUAACCGCAUCUUUGUGGCUUCAAUCAAGCGCUGGCCUAUCACCUCGUUGCAUCCUUUCGGAACAUUGGUUGAGCAGCUUGGUGAGAUGGGUGACCUGCGCGUUGAAACCGAUGCCCUCCUUCGUGACAACAACUUUGGAUCUGACGAGUUCUCCGACGCUGUGAUCAAGAGUAUUGGUUGGGAGGAUUGGUCCAUCGCCAAAGAGGGAGAUGUUCUCGCUGCUCGUCGAGACUUCCGCGAGGAAUCCUCCUUCACUGUUGAUCCCCAGGAUUCAAAGGCACUUGAAGAUGCCUUCCACAUGAAGAAGCUCGCCGAUGGCAAAGUUGAGAUUGGUGUCCACGUUGCCGAUAUUGCCCACUUUGUCAAGGGUAACUCCCUCGUUGAUCGUGAGGCGAAAAAGCGGGGCACUGCAGUCUACCUCGUCGAUCGCAUCAUGAACAUGCUUCCUCCUCGUGUUUCCAACGAACUCUGUUCCCUUGUUCCAGGUGAAGACCGCCUAACUGUCAGCGUUGUCUUUAAGGCCGACCCUAAUACCGGUGCGAUUGAUGACGAUGUUUGGAUCGGCAAGGGCGUCAUUCGAAGCGCUGGUCGCCUUGAUUAUGAUGAGGUGAACUCAGUGCUGACUGGCAAGUCAACAUCGACCAGCGCCGCAAUCGCUGCUGAUAACUUGCAAUUACUUCAUGCAACCGCAAAGAAGUUCCGCGACGCCCGGUUUGGCAACCGAGUCGCCGAUGUUCCUAGCCUGCGUCUUCUCCAGCAGUUGGAUGAUGAGAAUGUUCCGGUUGAGUACAAUAUAUUUGAGUCUACUCCCGCUCACGAGCUUGUGGAGGAGCUGAGUCGCCAGGCCAACUUUUAUGUUGCUCGAAAGCUGGCCACCGCUUUGCCUGGCAAGGCUUUCCUGCGCCGCCAGAACUCUCCGAACUCGCGACGUCUUACUCAGUUUGUUGAUCGGAUGAAUCGCCUCGGGUACAACAUCGACUCGUCUAGCAGCGGCAGUCUUCAGAGCUCUCUUUGCAAAGUUGAUGACGUGGACAUCCGCAAGGGUAUGGAGACUUUGCUGUCAAAGGCGAUGCAGCGUGCCAAGUACUUUGUCAGUACCGGUGCCCCUGACGAGCAGCGCCAGCACUACACUUUCAACGUGCCCGUCUAUACCCACUUUACUAAUCCCUCGCGUCGCUAUGCCGACAUCGUUGUGCAUCGCCAACUCGAGGCUAUUCUAUCAGGGGGUGCUAUUGAGUUUACUGAUGACAUUGAAUCUCUGACCAAGACAGCUGAUCUCUGUAACAACAAGAAGGACUCUGCCCUCAACGCCCAAGAGCAGAGUGUGCAUAUUGAGGCCUGCCGUAAUAUGGACCGCAAGGUUCAUGAAAUCGGCGGCGAUUUGAUCAGUGAGGGCAUUGUUCUCUGCGUCUACGAGUCAGCCUUUGAUGUACUCAUUCCCGAAUUCGGCUUCGAGAAACGGGUCCACUGUGAUCAGCUACCGCUGAAGAAGGCCGAAUAUCGCAAGGACAGUCGUGUGCUCGAACUGUACUGGGAGAAGGGCGUUCCCUCCUCUGCUUACAUCCCCGAGGACGAGCGUCCCAAGCCUGGAAAUUCUCGCGCCGCCCAAGCAGCUGCCGCUGCUCGUGAAGCCGAAGCCGCCAAGGAACGUGCCCGUGAGCGUGAUGAGGCCAUGCGCAAGCAGACCGAGACUGGUACCAUGUCUGCUGACGAUGUUAACGCCCUGUUCGAUGACGAUGAGGAUGUUGACGAGGUCACUGAAAUGGCUGCCGGGGUUUCUCUCAGCUCGGCUGAUCGCUCCACCCAAAGCAUGCCUCCCUCGCCUACUCGCAACGGCCACCACCAACAAGGUCCUCACCGCACUCGGUCGGACCCAAAGAUCGCGACCGGUGCCGGUGAUGCUCCGGAAAGUAUGAUGACCAACAAGGAGAAGUACUUGAAACUCUUCAAGCUGAGAGAGGAAGAUGGCGAGUUCAUCCAGGAUGUCACUGAGAUGACUCGUCUCCCUAUUAUUCUGAAGACCGAUCUCUCUAAGAGCCCACCGUAA